This is a messenger RNA of Cydia pomonella (codling moth), 1899 nucleotides long. RefSeq lists its product as uncharacterized. Lineage: Eukaryota; Metazoa; Arthropoda; Insecta; Lepidoptera; Tortricidae. Bases 1 to 747 code for a protein of 248 amino acids. The transcript has 3 exons. The record is from RefSeq and is a predicted model, not a curated record.
AUGUCAUUGUUCAGUUUCCCGCCGGAGAGCUACUCGGCGGUGUACGAUGGGAAGAACGAAGCUAACUUCAGUCAUUCGUUCCCCUACCCUUUCCGUUCGUUCCACCGUUAUAGUUGCUCACAAAAAGACUAUUUGGUUCCCGACAACUGUCGACUGUUACAGGCACCAAAAUUAAACGUGGAAAUUUCAGCAGCCGUACCCGAUAUGGUCCGGAACCGAGAUAAAAAUCUAGCCACAACGCAGCAACAACUCGGCCAUGGGAUCGCUGCCGUCAACAGGGCCAUGGAUAUACUAAUUAAAUGUGUCGAUGCCAACGGAAUCGAAGCUAUGAAACACCUCAGUAACGGCUGCCGCAUUCUGUGUGACCUCCAUGCGUCAUCUACUCAGAGUCGCAUAAAACUCAUCACUCCUAGUCUCGAUAAGACGUUCUUGCAAGUUAUUCAAGAUACAGAACGUGAUGAUACCCUAUUUGGCAAUAAAUUGGGCGAAAAAAUCAAGGCGGCUAAGACCAUUGAAAAACAAGGUCUUCAAAUCAAGAAAACGUCCCCAAAGAAACCCACGCCAGCACAGCCGUCGACAAGUCGAGCGUCAUACUCGGGAAACUGGUCAGCGCCCCGUCGUUACGCGUCGAACAGGGGGGGGCGGAGAGGUGCUCGCAGGCAGACGAAUUACACCCGUCGGACGUUUCCAGCUCCACAAGCGGCCAAGACAUCUCCCGCGACCAAGACACGUGCCCAUGCACCGUAACGCAGGGACUGCCAUCCCCUACACAAGGGGCUUACCCUGGGGGUCGCGAAGCUCUGCAACAGUCCUUCAGUCGAAGAGGCUCCCCACCAGAGGCUAUAACACUGAUGUUGGCAUCACUCUCCGACAAAACAAUACAACAAUACGAAGUUACAUAUAAGCUCUGGUGGCAAUUUUGCACCGUUAAUUCUAUUGAAAUUUUCAAUCCCCCAAAAUCGACAAUAUUGUCUUUUUUAACAGAACAAUUUAACAAAAAUUGUGCAUACGGCACACUGAAUAGUCACCGUUCAGCCUUAUCCUUGUUAUUGGGAGACAGUGUCGGUUCGGACGAUUGCGUGAAACGCCUUCUUAAAGGUGCGUACAAACAAAGACCGAACGGUCCCAAGUAUAACCAUACAUGGGACCCUCAGGUUGUUUUAAACCGUGUCUCUCACUGGUAUCCAAAUACAAGUAUAAGCCUGGAACUAUUGUCGAAAAAAUUAGUUACAUUACUGGCCAUAUGCACAGCGCAUAGGGUUCAAACAUUAUCGCUUAUAAAAAUCGAAAAUAUUGUUAUUACCACAAACGGUGUCAAAGUUGGAAUCACGGACAUAAUUAAAACAUCAGCUGUCGGGCGAGAGCAACCGGUCCUCUUCCUCCCAUAUUUUAAAGAUAAUGUUUCUAUAUGCCCUGCUACAACUCUCAGAGAUUAUAUUUUUGUAACAAAAAAUAAGAGAGUUGAUAGCAUAGGACAUUUGUUAUUGACAUACAAGACUCCACAUAGACCUGCAACUUCUCAAACCAUCAGCAGAUGGAUUAAAAAUGUUUUGUCGGAAAGUGGCAUCGACAUGACAGUGUUUAGCGCGCACAGCGUGCGCCACGCCGCCACGUCGGCCGCGAGCCGCGCCGGGGUCAGCGUCGACACUAUCCGCCGCACAGCAGGCUGGACCUCGGCGUCUACGUCGCGCCGCGCGGUUCUAUAAUAGGCCACUAUCGGAUGAAGGACUCUUUGCGAGAUCUGUUUGCUUGCCGAAUACAAGUGACAAUCCUUAGAUAAUAAGAUUAUCGAUCAUAAGUAGAUGAUUUUUUGAUUAUAUGAACAAUUGUUAAUAUUAGAUGACUGACCAAUAAGGUCACGUCAAAGAAGAAAAGAAAUAUAUUGAUUUCGUGUCUAUA